UCCGCAUUUUUAUUUACUUCAUGUUUAGUCGCAAGGGUGCAGCACUUAUCGCUUGUUACGUCAGACAAUAAUGACGUGCUAAUGGUUAAUGGCUUCUACUUACUUGAGCUACCUUUAUGAGAAAGCCAAAUACAAUCCAAAGAAAAUUCAUGAGAUAUGAUGCAUCGGCUAGUAAAACUAUAAAAAUAUGAUUGCCUGAACAUUUAAUUGUUACGAUAGCUAUUAAUCUUUAUCAAAUUUUACUCGUGGCCUACGAAAUAUGUGUUAAAACUGUUUACUGAGCAACGAACGUAACCAUUACAUCCAUCGCUACGUUGGACCAGCUCGAUGCAAAGAAAUUCAACAUUUAGCGUGAUAUUACAAGAUUUAUAUUGCACUAGGUGACAUGCCUAGCGGCCGUGAUAUUGAAAGAGCUGAACGUAAUGGAAGAUUUCGAUCACGUAGAAGAGGAAGUACUAGCAGUGAUAUAAAUCGACACGGUUUUGAAGCAUCUGAUAAAAAACAUAGAAGGCAUGGAAAAAACAAAAGUUCUGGAAAAAAGAAGAAGAAGAGAUCAAGAGAUAAAUCCAUAGAGAAUGUGCCAACUGUUGCUUCUUCAAUUGUUAAACCUUUGGUUGAAUAUUCAGAUGUGAGUAGUGAAGAUUUAUCUGAACCAGAAGCUGGUGAAAUUCAGUCAGAAGAUAGUAGAGGUAAUAGCUAUACAGAUGGAGAAGUACCUGAACCAGUUUUACAAAGACGUUAUUAUGGAGGAAGUCCAGUACGUGCUCUUGGAGCAUCUCCUAUUAGUCUUUCACCAUCUCCACCAGUUCAACAUAGGCAUUCUAACAGACAUUAUUCACCAAAUGAGCAACAACCUUCAACAAUGCAUGGUGGAACACCUGAAUAUGAAGAAGAAUCUAGACGAUAUGCAAGAAGAAGAAAAAAACAUAAACGAGAAAAGAAAAAGAAAAGAAGCAUCAGUCCUUCAUCUAGUUCUGGAAAAAAGAAAAAACGAAAGUCUAAAAGACAUUCUCGUAGUUUAAGUCCACAUCGUAUUACAGAUGAAAUUAUUAUAAGUCCAGAACAUGAAAAACCAGUUGGAAAUUGGUCAGAAUCACCGCCUUUACCAUUAAAAGACAGUACUUCGCCAAUAUCCCCUGCCACACCCCAAGAACAAAGAUGUUUAAGUGAUGUAGAACUUGAAAUAACAAGACAACCUCGAAAUGUAACUCCUCCACCACUUCCUCCAAGACCAACUGAAUCUCCCCAUACUCCUUUAUUACCUCCAAGAACAACAACACCAGAAAAUAGUAAAGCAAGUUUGUCCACAAUGAAACAUACUCCUGAAAGACAGAAGCAUAGUCCUAGUAUUCAUACACGACGUAGUAGUAUUAGUCCAGGGCCCACUAUUAGCUCAAGUCGUAGGAGACCUCAUAGUCCAAGUCCACCAUCACGUCGAAGGGACCAUAGUCUAACGAGAAGAAGAGAUUUCAGUCCAAGUCCAAUGGUGCAUAGACUCAGGCACAGUCCUAGUCCUUCUACAAGACGGAGAGAAUUUAGUCCGAGUCCUGUAAGUCAUCGUCGUAGAGAUCCUGUUAGUUCUCCAUCUUCGAGUAAACGUAGACGACGAGAAGAAUCUGAACGACGACAUAGACAUCAUGAAAAAGAUAGAAGAGAUAAAAAAUCGAGAUCAACUAGAAGUCCUACUGGAAGCAGGUAUACGAUUAUAUUAUUAUUGCAUUUACCUCUUUCUCGUUCACGUUCGCGAAGUCCCGGACGAUGGCGAAAAGUACAAUCACGAUCUAGAUCACGUUCACGAAGAAGAAGUCGUACUCCGAAAAAAUCUCGUUCUCCUAGCAAAUCACAUAAAUCAGCAAGAAAACACAAAUCGAAGAGUCCACGUCCUUCGAGAAUACCUUCUCCUUCUCCUCAUAGAUCCAGAGCAAGAAGUCCUUCAAGUAUUACAGCAAGAAAUCUUCGAGUACAAGCAAAGAUUAGUGAAACUAGUUUAUUUGCUGAACUUGUAAAAGAUAGAAAUAUGAGAGAAUUAGCAUAUAAAAAAUUACAAGCAGCUAAGGAAAAGGCUGUUACUCAAGAUGAAGUUCAAAUUAUAGAAGGCACUGACGAGAAAGAUGCUAGUAAUGCAUCUUCCGAAAAUAAACCUUCCACUGACAAUAAAGACAAAUAUAUAAAUCAUAAAGAACAAUUAAAGACAACAAAUGAAAAUAUGAAACCUGUUGAUCUUGUAGAUAUUCCUGUUCCAAUGUCGGAUGAUAAUGGAAUAGCAGGAAAAACUCCACCAUUACCAAUUACACAAACUGUUAAUACACCAAGUGUAAUACAUGGAGCUAAUCAGCAUCCUCCAAUUAUUGUAUAUACUUCGCCUACAACUACAACUAAUGUUUGUCCAGUGACUGUUACAAGCAGUCCAAGUUUUCCAGCUGUUACAAAUUUGCAAGCACCACCAUUACCACAAUCUGAGUCUGCAAAUGCAGCAGGUUUAGUAUCUAUGCCAGUGCCUAUUCCUGUACCAGUACCUGUUCUACCUAAUUUAUCUGUUCCACCACCACCCAUACCUAUACCAGUUCCAGCACCAAAUACAGCUAUGUCUAAAUUUAAUCCUCCUAACAAUUUAGUUCCUCUUAAAUCAGUAGAUCCUCCUAAACCUCCUAUUGUGGCAUUUAAAACUAAAAGUUUAUCACGAUUACCAUUACCACCUGGAAUUAAUCAAAAUGAUUUAGAAAGUAUAGACUCACCACCAAGUCGAUCUCCAAGUCCUCCUAGUAAGGCACAAAUGAAAUUCCCAGCUUCAACUCCAAAACCACCACAGAAGAAGGGUAUUAAAGAUUUACCUAUGCCACCAGUUGUUCCUGGAUCGGAAGAUUUAAGUGGAGAAGAUGAUCCAAAUGCAACACCACCUCGUACGAAAGUUGAACAUGUCCCACCAAAACCGAAAUUAAAAAGACCAAAAAUUUUAAAGCGUAGAGGUUCUAGAAAUUGUCAUACUCCUAUGUCAACUUCGAGCGGUAAAGAUUGGGGAGAACGUUCUGUUGAUGUAUUUGAAUUCAUAACUCAAAUAGGAGAGGGUACUUAUGGACAAGUUUAUAAAGCUCGGGACAAACGAGCUGGUGUACUUGUUGCAUUGAAGAAAGUUCGUCUAGAAAACGAAAAAGAGGGAUUCCCUGUUACAGCAGUACGAGAAAUUAAAAUCUUACGUCAGCUUAAUCAUAAAAAUAUUGUAAACUUGAGAGAAAUAGUUACGGAUAAACAAGAUGUAUUGGAUUUCAGAAAGGACAAGGGCUCAUUCUAUCUUGUAUUUGAAUACAUGGAUCACGAUUUAAUGGGUCUUUUAGAAUCUGGAAUGGUAGAUUUUAAUGAAAUGAACAAUGCAAGCAUUAUGAAACAGUUAUUAGAUGGAUUAAAUUACUGCCACAGUAAAAACUUUUUACACAGAGACAUCAAAUGUUCUAACAUAUUGAUGAAUAACAAAGGGGAAGUCAAAUUAGCCGAUUUUGGACUUGCGAGGCUUUAUAAUGCUGAAGAUAGACAGCGACCUUAUACAAAUAAAGUGAUUACUUUAUGGUACAGACCACCCGAAUUAUUGUUAGGUGAAGAACGUUAUGGUCCUGCAAUAGAUGUAUGGAGUUGUGGUUGUAUUUUAGGAGAAUUAUUUUCUAAAAAACCAUUAUUCAUUUAUUGUUAUUUUUAUUAGGCAAAUGUAGAAAUGAUGCAAUUGGAGAUGAUUUCCAGAGUCUGUGGUACUCCAACUCCUGCUGUUUGGCCUUCUGUGAUAAAACUGCCAUUAUGGCGUACCUUGAAACCAAAAAAAUCACAUAGAAGACGUUUACGAGAAGAUUUUUCAUUUAUGCCAGCACCAGCUCUGGAUCUUUUAGACAAAAUGUUGGAAUUAGAUCCAGAAAAACGAAUAACUGCUGCUGAUGCGCUUAAAAGUGCUUGGCUGAAAAAUGUUCAACCCGAGCAAAUGCCUGCGCCUCAGCUUCCAACUUGGCAAGACUGUCAUGAGCUUUGGAGUAAAAAACGAAGACAUCAGUUACGAGAUCAACAAGAAAGUUCCGCCGGAAAGAUGCCUCUUCUUCCGCUUCCAAAUAAAGGAGGUCCCCAUAAGGCUAUUGAAGAUCUAUCUGAUGUCGGGGGAUCUUCCAAACGUUUAAAAAUGGAAGCAGGUUACAAUUCUCAUCCAAAUCGUCUCGGUACGGAAUCCCACUACGGAGGAGAUAACUUGUUCAACCAAAGCAGACCUUAUAUGGUUUCAUCACCAUCAUAUUAUUAUACUAGUCCUCCACCUGUUACACCACGACCUAAGGGAGAUACUAGACCUUAUAUGGUCUCAUCACCAUCAUACUUUUAUGUUAGUCCACCACCUGUUACACCACGGCCCAAAGGAGAUACUAGCUCUCAUAUGUCAGAAUUAUACACAGAAGAUAGUCUUGUUCGAAGAUUAAGUUUACUCACAAAUGCAUUAAAUCAGGGAAAACCAAUUCGUGUUGAAGAUCUUAUGUCACUUCGAUCAGAUAAUGAAAGUGAUCCAAAAGUAAUACAAUUAUUAGGAGAACUACAUGCUGAACUUCGACUUGCUGCAAAUUCAAGAUCAAGUGGACUAAUAGAAUCUCAGCUUCCUGUAUUAAAUCCACCACUUUUAGAUACAAAUGCAGCACAGUCAGGAAAUUUUGAUGCACAUGCAGUUUAUGCUGGUGAUGAUGCAAUGAGUUCUGGAAGAUGGUCACAAGUGGCAACAGCUGGUGUUCGCAGUGCAUUAUUAGCGCUUAUGUCGCGCUAUGGUUUGGAAACUUGCAAUCCUUCCCCUGUUAUCACCCGACCCCCAGGUAAACCAAUAUCCAACCUAACACAGAACCUUUCCUUACCCUCAACUUCCUCUCAAUCAGCAUUCAGCUCAUAAUGAUUUGUAUAUAUAACUCUUUACAGCGUUCUAAACUAUGUUCUGUAUAAAGUUGGAAAAAGGUCUAAAUUGCUAUUUUUUAAAUUAACUAGGCAUGGAAGUACAACUGCAUCCAAGUUGUUUAUAGACUACUCUCUGUUCAUAACUGUAAGUGCACAUUCGGUGUAUACUUGUAUAUAAUGGAUGUAUUAUUAAUACGUGACCAGUUACUUAAUAUAGUACUUGUAUCUUUAAUAAUAACAAUAUGCUCUUUAUAGUGCACACUUAUGCGAUAUAUGAAAUAAGAGCUUUAAAGUUUAUAUUAAAUUAAUAUUUAUCAUUUUAUCA
Messenger RNA from Apis florea (little honeybee), 5224 nucleotides. RefSeq names its product Cyclin-dependent kinase 12 (gene Cdk12). NCBI's taxonomy places the organism in Eukaryota, Metazoa, Arthropoda, Insecta, Hymenoptera, Apidae. Gene Ontology annotation, molecular function: cyclin binding; ATP binding; RNA polymerase II CTD heptapeptide repeat kinase activity. The record is from RefSeq and is a predicted model, not a curated record. Gene Ontology annotation, cellular component: cyclin/CDK positive transcription elongation factor complex; nucleus. Gene Ontology annotation, biological process: protein phosphorylation; positive regulation of transcription elongation by RNA polymerase II.